Penicillium paradoxum is the source of this 917-nucleotide messenger RNA. Its product is annotated as 40S ribosomal protein uS5. Gene Ontology annotation, molecular function: structural constituent of ribosome; RNA binding. The record is from RefSeq and is a predicted model, not a curated record. Gene Ontology annotation, biological process: translation. NCBI's taxonomy places the organism in Eukaryota, Fungi, Ascomycota, Eurotiomycetes, Eurotiales, Aspergillaceae. The transcript has 3 exons. Gene Ontology annotation, cellular component: ribosome; cytosolic small ribosomal subunit. The coding region runs from base 1 to 783 and encodes 260 amino acids.
AUGGCUGACGCUGCUCCCCGUGGACGUGGUGGUUUCGGUUCGCGCGGCGACCGUGGUGGUGACCGUGGUGGCCGUGGCCGUGGCCGUCGUGGCCGUCGUGGCCCCAAGCAGGAGGAGAAGGAGUGGCAGCCCGUCACCAAGCUCGGCCGUCUCGUCAAGGCCGGCAAGAUCACCUCUAUGGAGCAGAUCUACCUCCACUCUCUGCCCGUCAAGGAGUACCAGAUUGUGGACUUCUUCCUCCCCAAGCUCAAGGAUGAGGUUAUGAAGAUCAAGCCCGUCCAGAAGCAGACCCGUGCCGGUCAGCGUACCCGUUUCAAGGCUAUUGUCCUCAUCGGUGACUCCGAGGGCCACAUCGGUCUCGGUAUCAAGACCUCCAAGGAAGUCGCCACCGCUAUCCGUGCCGCUAUCACCAUCGCCAAGCUCGCUGUCCUCCCCGUCCGUCGCGGUUACUGGGGUACCAACCUUGGUGAGCCUCACUCUCUGCCCGUCAAGCAGAGUGGAAAGUGUGGUUCCGUCUCCGUCCGUCUUAUUCCCGCUCCCCGCGGUACCGGCCUUGUUGCCUCCCCCGCCGUCAAGCGUCUGCUCCAGCUCGCCGGUGUCCAGGACGCCUACACCUCCUCCUCCGGCUCCACCAAGACCCUCGAGAACACCCUCAAGGCCACCUUCGUCGCUGUCGUCAACACCUACGGUUUCCUUACCCCCAACCUCUGGGCCGAGACUAAGCUCAUUCGCAGCCCUCUCGAGGAGUUCGGUGAUGUCCUCCGCCAGGGCAAGAAGUACUAGGUUAUGGAUGAUGCAUGAUUUUUGUUCGACAAUUCCAAUGGGUUUCUUUUAAAACUUCUCCCUCUGUGCUAGGCGAUUAAAAGAUGGUUCGUGUGUGCGAGAGAAAUCUCAGCCAUGCUCUGGAUGUAUUUAUC